AAGUCUAACCCGGAAGUGACGUGAUGUUGUUUACAGUGCGCAGUUGACUCUCUAGUAAUUGGGAGCUAACGAAGCUAAUGCAUCAAAAUUUCGUAAUUGUAAUUACACAUUUGCAACUCAGAGUUUGGUCACAUUUUCGAUGGGUGCUCACGGAGUUUUGGGGAACGAGCCUGAGUCUAUAGACUACUCUGUGCACGAGGCCUGGAACGAGGCCACUAAUGUCUACUUGCUGGUUAUUCUGGUCAGCUUUGGCCUGCUCAUCUACGCUAGAAAAAACAAGAGGAAGAUCAUGCGCAUCUUCGCUCUGCCUCCCACCGCCGGCAGCAGCCCGGAGCCAAACUUCUAUGACAGCCUGCAGAAGGUCCGUCUGCGGCAGCAGCUGGAGAUGUACUCUCUGGCCCGGAAGUUUGAGCAGCAGCAGACAGACAGCGUGCAGCUCUCCAUGGAAUAAGACGGUGUUCACCCCUUUUAUCUGACCCGAGCAAACACUCGACGUGUUCAUGCUGCGCUUUUAUAUGGAUUCGGCUGAUAGACGGAGAUGGCUGUGGGAGAUCCUGGAAGAGACGUCUGCGUCUUCACUCGCCUUCUGUUGUCUCGUGUUCAUCUGUGGCGCAUCGUGCUGAUACAGCAGGAAGGAUGAAGAAAAGUCAUGGACACUUUUUAAGUGCAGCAGUGACGGAAAAUAUAGGAAGAAUUUUCUGAGCUGGGAAAAGAUCCUUCAUCUUCAUCAUGGCUACAUGUUUUAUUAAUUGUUAGAUAUGUAUAGAUUAGUGAUUUGAAAAAUGAUUAUUCUCAAAUGUGCAAAUAAAGCAGAAAAACCUGA
This is a messenger RNA of Melanotaenia boesemani (Boeseman's rainbowfish), 823 nucleotides long. It is a transcript of the gene smim19, whose product is annotated as small integral membrane protein 19. The record is from RefSeq and is a predicted model, not a curated record. Bases 140 to 451 code for a protein of 103 amino acids. The transcript has 3 exons. NCBI's taxonomy places the organism in Eukaryota, Metazoa, Chordata, Actinopteri, Atheriniformes, Melanotaeniidae.